AGUCGCUUUGUCUGUCAUCUUGUAACCUUGUGGAAGUCUGAAGCUAAAAUAGACUGAAUCUACAAAGACAAGACUAUCAUUCAAAUACAGGAAGUACCGAAAGAACGAUUUAAAGGCUCUACAUUUCUACCCAAGACACCGUGUUUCCAUGGAGACAGUGUCAUCUCGUGGCCUGAAGCGCAGAUUCGAGGAGGUGGACAGCGGCUCGCCGUGUUCCACACCCAAAGAUUCGGACGAUGACAUCUCCAGCAGUGACAGCGCAGAUAGCUGCGACAGUCUCAACGCUCCCUCCAGCUCUCUCACGCCCCCUUCCAUUCUCAGAAGACACAAAGCCUCUUUAGGUCGUAAGCAGGUACGCUUCGACGCAGUGACAGUCUACUACUUUUCCAGAAGGCAGGGCUUCACCAGUGUGCCCAGUCAGGGUGGCAGCUCUCUGGGCAUGGCGCGCCAUCACUGCGCCAUACGCCAUUACACCCUGGGCGAAUUUGCUCGAGAACAAGAAAGCGGCCAUAAACACGUGCUGCGUCAGCACCUACGGCAAGAAAAGCUCAACGCACGCAAGUUAAAGCUUACACGAAAUGGAACUGUAGAGUGCCCAGAGGCUGAGUUGCUUACCCUGGACGACAUAUCUGAUGAAGAUCUGGACGUGGAGAGUGUGGAGGUGGAUGACUGCUUCUUCCUUCAGCCUCUCCCCACCAAGAGGCGUCGGGCACUACUGAGGGCCUCAGGCAUUGCACGCAUUGAUGCCAGAGAAAAGGCUGAGCUGCGUGCCAUACGUCUGUCCCGCGAUGAGUGUGGUUGUGACUGCCGCUUCUACUGCGACCCUCGGCACUGUGGCUGCAGCCAGGCUGGAAUUAAAUGCCAGGUGGAUCGAAUGUCCUUCCCAUGUGGCUGCACCCGUGAUGGUUGUGGUAACAGCGCCGGCCGCAUUGAGUUCAACCCUCUGCGUGUGCGUACACACUAUCUCCACACUAUUAUGAAACUUGAUCAUGAGAAGAGAAGCUUGAUGGGGGUUAGGUCUACAGAAGACUGCGGAGUUGAGACCGAGCUAGUCUCCUCGCCAUCUCUGUCUCUUUCUCCCUUGGACUCAGAUGUGGAAGUGGAGACCCACAGUAUUCAGGAGCUUCACAAGGAGCAGUGUGAAAGUCUGGAACGUGAGAAUGAAACUGCUGUGCUACACCUCCAGAGUGCAGAGGAACUGGAGAGGAGACGGGAGCAGGAGGAGCAGCAGGUAGACGAGGCGCAGACCGCUGAUCCAACCCUUUGUCUCCUGCAAGGGGCCUUGACCAGCCAGGCUGGGAUGGAGGCCAUGGAGGGUGUUCUUCUAGAAGGGCCUUUUCCUGAAGGUGCAACCCUGCUUUGUAUUACAGAAAACCAUGCAGAUGAACAGACCCAGCAGAGGUUGCUCAAAGACCCAGCUUCUGUCCUCUACUAUCAGGUAGGCCCCGUGGAGACAGCAGCCUUUGAGACUCUUCCUGCUGAAGAUGAGGAAGUGGUCAGCAAGGUUGGAGAGCCAGAGACGGAGACUGAGGGUGAUCGGCAAAAACAAGGAACCUGCGGGCAGGAUUUGGCUGAAAGCUUGUCUGCUGAAGUACCUCCACCUCCAGAGAUGAACCCACUUGGGGAUGAAAAACAUCUUUGUCCAGAACAGGCCUCGAAUAGCGAGGAAUGCCUCGAGACCUGCCUGGCACUUGAUGAAGAGGCAGUUCAGCUUCCUCCAGAAGUGUAGAGCCCAUCACCUUUGCAGAUGUUUUGCACAAGUUAGUCAUUCAAUUCAAAGAGAGCCUACUCCACACAGUGGGAUAUGUUACAAGAUUGCAUAACAUUAAUUACAGUAAAUGUUAAAGAAACAACUUACCUACCAGAUUUAGUCGGCGAUAAGCAUGUGCUGUGUUUGAGGUAGGUUGUCCAUGGUAAAAUAAAUUAUUAAAUAGAAUUCUAUUCUAUAAAAAUAAAAUAAUUUAUUUAAAGUAAUGAAAAAAGGAACUCAAGAAAAGGGGAGAUCCUGAUUUGACAACAGUUGUUGUUGUUUUCCAAAAUAGUAUUGGUUUAUAAUUUGAUACUGGCGGAAAAUGUGGCCUUUCUUUUGAGGAACAAGCAUUUUCAGGAUUAUCCAGUGGCUUCUUAUUGCCUUUCAAGUUUGUAGUUUCCUGUAAAGCACCCCAACAAUUAAUUAGCACUGUCUGAAGUGUAGGCCAACUGUAGGCCCCCAGGAAUCUGUGCCAGCAGAAUUCUGCAGAAUUCGAAAACCCAUAAAAUUUUUGCCUGUUCAUUUAUUAAAAUUUUGGGCUAAUUUGAUUAUGCUGUCUGCAGGGUUGCCAACUUUUCACCACGUGAAUACAGGACACUUGAGCAUUUUAAGCUCUUCAAUAAGAGACACAAUGCCUUCAAAACAGGACGUUUCCCCAUGUGACUGGAGUCUCGCUGCUAAAAUAUGAGACAGUAUGCAUCCCGUAUGGGCAUCUUCAUUUUGGGCCAAAUACGGGACAUACCGGCUAAUACGGUUGGCAACCCUAGCUGUCUGCUACCAAUCAAGAGUGUUGAACACAUUAAUCUAAGUUUAACACAUUUUACCAUGUAUAAAUCUAUUCCACAGAAUUCUGUAUGUUGACCCUUAAAAUCAGCACAGAAAAUGCAAAAAAUUCAACAGAUUUCGUCUGGGCCUGACUAAAUGCUUAGUAAAAUGCAUAUAGAUAAUGCUAACCCAGUGCUAGCACAAAGAAAAUGGGGUUGCUAGUGUUUAGAAGAGGGUGUUAAUGUGUAGCAUCCCUUCCUGUUAAUAGACCUAACAAUCCUGGAAAUACUUGGUUUUCAUGUACUGUACAAGUGUUUUGCUAAGAGCUAGCAUGAAGAUGAGUGAAAAAGCUGCUUGUUCUCCGUAUGCACGUUGAAAACUUGAUUCAUUAGAAAUUAUUGAGGCAGUUCAGGAGAAUGAAUGAAUGUGCAAGCCAUUUGCACAGCAGUUAUUUACUGAUUUAUCGUAGUCUUGACCUAAUGCCGUUCAAAGCCGAAGCCUGCCGUCCUGGUUCGCAGACAUUUAUUUAUUUACCACCACUUUGUAUUGUCAUCUACAAUCAUUUGAAAAAAUUUUUUUUUUUUUUUUUUUUUUACAUUGUAUUCGUAUUUCGGGGGUUGAAUAUAAUUUUUCACAUUUUAUUGCACAUCAAGCCUUUAAAGAUUACAUAAGAGAUCUUUGCAUUGUAAUUUUAAUUUGGGUUGAAUGUGAAAACAAUAGGUGAAUCUCAUGAAACCUGCCAUAUGUCCUGGUCAUAUUGUAUAUCAAAAGUCAAGUAAUUUUUAUUUGUAUAGCGCUUUUCACAACACACAUCGUUUCAAAGCAGCUUUACAGAAAUUCAUGCAUUAACAGAAAAUGAAACUGUAAUUUCUAUAAAGUCUUAGAGUCAUCAUUGUGUAGUUUGAUUAAACAUGAUUGUAAAUUGUGGAUAAAAAUAAAUAAAUAAUAAUUGUAUUUAGAACCCCAGUGUUCUAAAUACAAUUAGAAGAUGACUGUGGCAAGGAACACAAAACUCCAUUAAAUGUUGGGUAAUGGAGAAAAAUAACCUUGGGAGAAACCAGGCUCACUGUGGGGGCCAGUUCCCCUCUGGCUAAACAGCAUGAAUAUAAUGUCAGUAUUAGUUAUUUGUGUGUCAUGCAAGUCAUGGUUUAAAAGUAGUAAACUAAGUAAGUGUUAAGGGCCAGUGUUUAAACAAAGAUUUUGUAUGAACUGUAAGAUUAAUGACUAAUGUCUUUGAAGUCCAUCCCGGAUUAACUGCAGAAGUUCACAAAAAUGCAUUGUCCUUUGUCAGUUGGCUGAUGACGGCUUUUGUUGGCAAUUAAUUGAUAGUCUAUGUAUUCAAUUUUAAGAGUGUAGUCCAUCAUUAGACCAAGGUGAUGCAGGCAGAGAUCAGUGAGGUGCAUCGCAGUUCAACCGGCAGGUCAUUUCGGUGAGGUCUAUCCUAAGUCCAAGGUUCAGGCAGUAGCAUAUGACGUAUCCCAUGUCUUAUGGUUGGAGUUGGUAUCAGAUCAUCCUCUGAAGUCUAUCGUAACAGACUGAAAUGAUGUCUGUCUGGCAUUGGCUGCAUUUAGUCAUCAUCACUCAGAGACACGUAGCAGUUGAGUCCGACACCAAGCAGGAACGGAGCUGGAUCUGGCUGGCUCUGGUAACCUUGAGAUAUGAAUCCCAAGGUUGAGACAGGGAAACAAAUAGAACAAUAUUAGCGUAGAUGCCAUUCAUUUUUAUGCAGAAUUAUAGAUCAUGAUAGAUGUUUCUGGUUCUGGCAGACCUAACUAAAGCAGCCUAAUUGUGAGUUGAUGGAUAAAUUAGGUGUAUGCCUGGCCAAAUAGAUGUGUCUUUAGUCUAGACUUAACUGAGUGAGUGUGUCUGCAUCCCGAACAGUGUUAGGCAGACUAUUCCAUAGUUUAGGAGCCAGAUUGGAAAAGGAUCUACCUCCUUUUUUGGAUUUUGAUAUCCCUGUGGCACUCCAUACUUAACUUUUGUUUGAUUUGACAUUUCCUCAUUUACACAGACAAAGUGGUAGUGGUCUGCUAAAUAGGACCUAAACCAUGCUAAUGCGUCCACAAAUGCCAACAUAAUUCUGCAGCCUAUUCAAGAGAAUGUCAUGAUCUGUGGUGUUGAAGGCAGCACUAAGAUCUAAAAGCACUCAAAGAGAAAUGCAGCCACAAUCAGAUAUAUAAGAGCAAGUCAUUUGUAACGCUGAUAAGUGCAGUCUCUGUACUGUGAUGGGGCCUAAAUCCUGACUGAAAUUGUUCAUAUAUACUAUUUCUCUGUAGAAAUGAACAUAGUUGGGAGGACACUACCUUUUCUAGUGUUUUUGACAUAAACGGGAGAUUUGAAAUCAGUCUAUAAUUAACCAAUUUUCCAGGAUCAAGCUGUGGCUUCUUAAUAAGUGGUUCAAAAACUGCCAUUUUAAAGUUUCUUGGGACAUGUCCUAAGGAUAGUGAGGAGUUAAUAAUAAUAAGAUGUUCUGAGAUUACAGGGAAUAUCUCUUUUAAGAUCUUAUUUGGUAUUGGAUCUAACAUGCAUGUUGUGGCUUUUGAUGUUUUGAUAAGUUUUGUUAGCUCUUCAUGACCUAUGACAGCAAAGGAUUGAAGUUGCUCAUGAGGAAAAUUAUGAGACACUGUUUUCUGAGGUACUGUGACCGACGAUUGCAUAAUUCCAAAUGUAUUUUUGAUGAUUUCAAUUUUAUCAGUAAAGAAAUUCAUGAAGUCAUUACUAUUGUACUGCGACAGAAUAUCUGGUUCUGUUGAGGCUUUAUUCCUAACCAAUUUAGCCAAAGUACUGAGUAAACACCUAGGAUUGUUGUGGUUAUUUUCUAUGAGUUUGCUAAAAUAUGCUGACCUGGAAGCUUUUAGUGCCUUUCUGUAGCUACAGACACUAUCCUUCCAUGCACUGCAAAAUACCUCUAAUUUUGUAUUCUUCCACUUGCGCUCCAUUUUUCAAGCUGCUCUCUUGAGAGCAUGAGUGUGAUCAUUGUACCAUGGUGCAGGGAUUUUUUUUUUUAAUCGAAGGGGGCGACACUAUCAAGAGUGCUAGAGAAGACUGUAUUUAUAUUUUCUGUUAUUACAUCUAGUGUUGGGUAACGUUACUUUUAAAAGUAACUCGUUAGAAUAUUGCGUUACUCCUUAAAAAAGUAACUAAAUUAAUUAAAAAGUUACUUUUUAUGGAAAGUAAAGCAUUACGUUACUUUUCCGUUACUUUUGUCUCACUGCCACUCUCUCUUCUGCUGUACAUUCAAUACAAAUACAAGACAUAUGUAGAGACAUUACAGUUCAUGCUAGCUACUCUACAAUGCUCAUGUUAAAACAACAUACUAAACAAACAGAUAUUUAGAAAGUCUACAAUCAGUAGGUCUUCACAUCAUAUUUAUAAUAAAGACUCAAAUACUGGAAUAUGCAUGAUUUGUUUUUCCAUCGACAUGGCAGCCAACAUGAAUAAUGAAGAAUAACCACUGUCUUACCUAAAGCAGCAAAGUCAAACACUUGAACCUGCAUCAUAUAUGUCAUCAUGUGCUGUGCCCAUCGACAAUGCCAGAGUCAAAUUGAGAUGUUUUUCAGAAGUCAGGAUAAAAUUCAGUGGGGAAAUGCCAGUCAAACAUGUUCAAGGAAUAAGUCUGAUGAAUAAAUGAAUAUUUUUCACAUAAGUCAUCUCAGUGCACGCUUGUUUUGAGCUGACCACGGUGCGUACAGACGCAUACAAUUGCAUACAAUUGCAAAUGCGCAUGUUAAUACAACUUGAAUGCAAUCAUUUUUAAUGCUACCAAAAUGUCUUCAAAACUUUGUUUCACGAGUCAAAUUACUUGUUUAUUAUAUAAAUGUUUUUAGAAUAUUUUAAGAAAUUAAGACAUUUUCUCUGCGUACACAAUCGAUGUAGAAUGUUGCUUGCAGCUGCUGAUCCAGAGUCAGCUUUUCUCAUCCCAUUCUCCCAGUUACAGGGAGCUCUAAUACGGAGCAGUUUGGCUGUAUAAGUCAGUGAAUUAAGCAAGUAUUUCACCCUGUAUAUCACGCCGUGGCCAAUGGAAGGCUAGCUUAUAAUCCCUCUGCCUAAACGCUUUACUGAUUUUUUUUUAAUGCAGCAUGUAUUUACACAUGAAUCAAUCACGUUUCACUAGACCGAAUGUUGAAUGUUAAAUGCUUUAGCACAGAGCAGUUCGGAUGCAAACUGAUCCUAGAGAAGUAGUUACGGGCAGCUUUAAAACAAAGAAGUUCAGAUGCACAAACAGUCAGCGAUCAUUCCACGUUGUGUGUAUCUGUAUAAUCAUGCCAUGGUCACGGGAAGACUUCUCCGGGCUAAUGCCUGUGCUAUAUUAUACGAAAAUGUGUGUUUACACAUUUUUAAAUGCAGCCUACAUGAAUCAAUCGCGAGAAUCAAUGUAUCACUCACCCAAAUGUUACAUUUUUGGCAAAAUGUUGCCUUAUGAGAACACAUUUCUUAACUCUUGCUGUGAUUGUCAUGACAGUGGUAAAAUUUAUGAUGGCUGCUCAUUUAAGCUCCAGUGCACAAAAAUGAUGAGUACAACUGGAUUCCACUGAAGCAUUCAGAUUUACAUUCCUUUACCAGCAAUAUUUAGCCAUUUUUAAAACAAAUCUCAGGGUGGGCUAAAAGAAGACUUGUUUUGUUCUGCCCAUCGCUGAUAAGCAUGGCUCAUACUCUCUAGAACUACAAUGUCCAUCAUGCGCACACAUACUACAACUUCAUUGAACAUCUCUAGUAAGCCUCCUACUCUCUAGAACUACAAUGCCCAUCAUGCCCCUCCUCGAAGUUUGCACACUUUUACUCCUGAUUUAUCACAAUACGGGGAAAGGAGAGGUGUACAAAAGCAAUGCGUUACUUAUUUAAAAAAUAACUAUUGCAUUAUUUUACUCGUUACUCGAAAAAAGUAAUCUGAUUAUGUAACGCACAUUACUUUUAUCGCGUUACCCCCCACACUGAUUACAUCAAGUUCUUCUAGACUUUUUGGCUUACUGAGUGUGAGAUAAAUCUGGAAGAUUAUUAGUGAAGCUAUCUUUAGUGGUCGAAAGAAUUACAAAAUCAGUCUAUCUUUACAAAAUCAAAAGAAAGAAAUUAUAUUUAAAGAAAAUGAGUGGUAAUUAACUAUAGUCUUUGAAAAAUACCCAAAGUAACCGACCCCAUCCCCCCCCCUCCCCAGACACAACUUUUCAUUACUGUAAUGCGAAACAAAGCAUACAUUAUUUACAUUUUAAAGCAUUUAUAAAUCAUGGUAGUAUUUGUUGUUGUAGUAUUAUUUGUUACUGCCUUUAACUUAUGCUUAUUAUCAAAAGAAAAACAUUUUAUUACAGUAUUGAUAAUCUUCAUUCAGAAUAAUUAGAAUUUAAAUCACAUUAUGGUGAAAAGAAUUUAUUGGGAAAUGUGCUUAAUUGGCAAAAAUAAUCCUAAAAAUAGGCUUCAUUUUCUUUAUGCAAAAUAUUUUUUCUUUGAUUUUUAUUUGAAAUGUGAACUGGACAUAUGCUCGAGAGAUUCAUCUGUAUGUCUUCACAAUUUCUAAACCCAGUACUUAAAAUUCUAAGGUGAUCUUUAUACAUCAUGAAUAUGUAUGACAAGUCAAGUCAGACUAGGGGGAGACUGUAUAUCAUAAUGUUGAUUUGCACAUGGACCCCGUUUGACUGCUUUGUCACUCUGGGCCUAGAUUUAACAGAUUAUAAAUUCCUGACAACAGUACACCUUGUUUUAAAUGUCCAAAACCCUUGUUUAAACCCUUUGAAAACCAUCUUCCUCACCCCUACUUUUCUUACCUUUUCUGUUUUAAUCCUUAACCCCUUCUCCAUCCCUCUUAUUUUAGAAUAUGAAUUAUUUUGUGGCAGUUUUUACCUAGAUGCUUUCUAAGUUGUUUUGGUUCACUUUAAGUGUUAGUUAAAUGCAUAAAGAAUUAAUCUGAACUGUUACAUGAAAGGAAAAAAAUAGUGUCUUCAAAUAGUAUAACAAAUUCUGUGAUGUUGCUAAAUUAUUUAAACUUAAGAAAAUUGUCUUUUUGCAAUGUGUGUGUAUGCGUGUGUAUGUGUGUUUGUGCGUGUGCCAGAAAGAUAUGAGAUGAACCAAUAUUUGUAAGUGCAGUUUUGGAUCAUCAUAUUUCAAAAGGUGCUCUUAUUUUUAGUUUUUACAUAUUCAUACUAACACUAUAUGUAAAGAUGUAUAUGUAGAGAGAGAAAAAAAAUUCAGAUGAUCAUCAAAGAAACUGAGAUGAGCUCUCGUUGACAUUUAAUGAUACAGUUCCAUUUUAGCUCUGCAAACUGUUGUAAAUGCAAAUAUUCCAAUUAUCUAUCUGCUUCGGGUUUGCUUGACCGUUAGUCAUGGGUAAUGGUGAUGUUUCUUUGUUAAAUUAGUUAAAAUGGAGCACAUGAGGCUAAUCACGAUUUCUUUAGCAUGGGUUUCCCCUCUUAUGGGUUUCAGACUUUGUUAAGCUCCAAGCAUUAAGUUUGUAAAUUCAUACUAAAUCUGCAAUAAUUAAACUUUUUGCAAAUGACCAAUCAAGCUAGAAGGAUUUUUAUUUUAUAUGGUUACUAUGUUAAUACUUAUGUUUUUUUUGUUUUUUUGUUUUUUUUUUUACUUUGAUUUUGCUUCAUUGUUUGUUAGCAUGUCUCUUCGUCUGAGUUUACUGAAUGAUAUUAAUGUACUGGCUCCAUGUGUGUGCUUUUUGUCAGUUCUUUGUGUUGGAUACGUGGAAAUAAAUAUGCCACUACACAUUCCUGCACUCAAAUGAGUUUUGUCUAUAGCAGCGUCUAGACUGAAAACUGACGGAUCCCAAACAUUGGUGGUCUAAGAGCCUGCUAUGAACCAAAACAUGGUUAACAGUGUCAGACUUGUUUUUUGACCUUUGAUCAUUGUCUUGAUGUACUGUACGUAAAAACUUACACUAAUCCAGUUGUCUAAAACCUGAUGGCUUUGAAAAGGAGGUUUAAACAUCAUAUGUGCUUAAUGUUCCUGUAGCUGAAGCUCUAAGUAUUGAUUAUUUUGUCUGAUGUGAUUUUUGAUUUUCAGUGCCACCUCCUUUUUGGCAUACACAGAUUCAAAACCACUACAGUAACUGAAAUCCACUCCACAUUAUGAUUAUAUGUGCUUAUGUUUGUGUGUGUAUGUGAGUGUGUAUGUGUGUUAGAGGUGCUUUAUUAAUAAGGCUGAGUGGAGUUCUAUGCUGUAAGAGUGACUUAUGCUAACUGUUGCCUACAGAGGAGACAAAACAUAAAAAAAUGUGAGUGAAAUAAAAUCUAAAAUAAAAUAAAAAAUGUC
This is a messenger RNA of Myxocyprinus asiaticus (Chinese sucker), 9763 nucleotides long. It is a transcript of the gene csrnp2, whose product is annotated as cysteine-serine-rich nuclear protein 2. The transcript is spliced from 5 exons. Gene Ontology annotation, biological process: regulation of transcription by RNA polymerase II. NCBI's taxonomy places the organism in Eukaryota, Metazoa, Chordata, Actinopteri, Cypriniformes, Catostomidae. Bases 149 to 1729 code for a protein of 526 amino acids. Gene Ontology annotation, cellular component: nucleus. Gene Ontology annotation, molecular function: sequence-specific DNA binding; DNA-binding transcription factor activity, RNA polymerase II-specific. The record is from RefSeq and is a predicted model, not a curated record.